This is a messenger RNA of Tauraco erythrolophus (red-crested turaco), 1371 nucleotides long. Lineage: Eukaryota; Metazoa; Chordata; Aves; Musophagiformes; Musophagidae. The record is from RefSeq and is a predicted model, not a curated record.
AUGAUAAGUAUUCAUGUUCAGAUUCUUCUAAUAAUGCUUUUUUGGAAUUCUGAUUGUCAGAUUAUUCCCAGGAUUGAAGAAUGUGGACUUUCAUGUUCUCAGGGGAUUCAUUGUAAAAGCAAACCUUCCAGUGGAAUUUUUAACAGCUUCUGUCAUAAUGCUCCUGCAUCUUUAUCUUCUGUGGUACUGAAAAGCAUGAAGAUCUCAACAGUGAUGAAAUGUGUCCAAGGAAGCCCAUGCUCUCUUCAUUUAAACGUUAAAGGAACUCUGAGUCUGGACGAAAAUAUCCGUGGGCUGGAAAUAUGUUCUUUUUCACUGGACACACAGCAAUCUCAAUGCAUAAAUGUGAGAUUUGCUAGGAAAAAAAGCAAGAUGCUUAAUGGAAAGAAGGUACAGGUGCAAUUCAAUUGCAUUGAAGUCAAUGUAGCACAACACAUCUAUGUGACCAUGAAAACAGUACCAAAUUACUGUGAAGUCAAGCUGAGUCAGGAAUACUACGUUGAAGAUUGCAGAAACAGUGAUGUGGGAAAAUAUAUUCCAGCUUGUUCAGCUGGAAAGUUUGAUUAUAAUGUAGAUAAAGCAAGGAAAAUUAUAUCAGUGAAUGUAUCCAACUUCCUUCGAGAUCAAGAUUAUUACGUUCGCCUGUGCCACAAAUGGUUUACCUGUGAAGACGUGGGAGCAUUCGCUGUGGUAAAAGGAAAGGAAUCUGUAAAAUCAGUUUCUCUGAAAUACUCUCAGCUGCUCCCUUGUCUCUGCAUUGAGGGUUGGCUGGCAAUUCCAGAUGCAAGGAGGAUACAACUUUGCCCCUUUGAAAAUGAUACGAAGGAGCUAUGGGAUAACAUUGUUUAUAACCCAGCGACACAAACCCUUGCUUGGGAGCCGGCCUGUCCUGUGCUUGUCACGGUUAACCUAUGCAGGUUAAUGAAGUCUAACCACCACUGUGAAGAUAUACAAAACUCUUCCAAAAAUUCUGCUGAGAAAGUUAAAUAUUCUCGUGUGGACACUCACCCGAGACUUUGCAUGAAGUUUAUGACCAAGCAAGGCUCUUGGGUUAAAUGUCCAUUUGCUCAUGGAGAAUUUCCAGCUUGGAAAAUGAGAACUGCUGCAGCUGCAGAACAAAUACAAGUUUUCUUCACAUCCCAAACCAAGGCACAAUUCUCAGUGUUUGUGUGCAACAGGACGCAGCUGGCCUCAUGUGAAUCUGUUGGGAUGCACCAUUCAGUCUCUGUGGGCUGGAGGACAGAUGUAGAUUAUUCAGUUCCGCUGCAGAUCUGUGAUAUCCACUGUGGUUUUCGUGAUCAGACAUACAGUGAUGGAAACCCAGCAAAGGCCAUGACACACAGAAUGAAGAGUGUGCAUUCCUUGCAUUGA